This is a messenger RNA of Megalops cyprinoides (Indo-Pacific tarpon), 2589 nucleotides long. Its product is annotated as E3 SUMO-protein ligase PIAS1-like. The coding region runs from base 29 to 1966 and encodes 645 amino acids. Gene Ontology annotation, biological process: regulation of transcription by RNA polymerase II; protein sumoylation. Gene Ontology annotation, molecular function: zinc ion binding; SUMO ligase activity; transcription coregulator activity. The transcript has 14 exons. NCBI's taxonomy places the organism in Eukaryota, Metazoa, Chordata, Actinopteri, Elopiformes, Megalopidae. The record is from RefSeq and is a predicted model, not a curated record.
UGAUCACGCCUGCGCCAAGAGUAACAAGAUGGCGGAGAGUGCGGAACUGAAGCAAAUGGUAAUGAGCCUUCGCGUCUCGGAGCUUCAAGUACUGCUGGGAUACGCCGGGCGUAACAAACACGGACGCAAGCACGAACUCUUGGCCAAGGCCCUGCACUUGCUGAAGGCCGGCUGCAGCCCCGCCGUUCAGAUGAAAAUCAAAGAGCUCUACCGCCGCCGUUUCCCCACCAAGAUGGUGUCCCCGGCGGAGCUGGCCCUUCCCAGCAUGCACUCCGCCACCAGCGCCCUGCCGGCGGGCCUCACCCAGCUGGGCUACGACGGCCACGGCGCCCCCUCGCCCCUGCUGCCCGUCUCCCUGCUGGGGCCCAAGCACGAGCUGGGCCUGCCCCACCUGCCCUCCACCCUGCACCCCGUGCACCCCGACGUCAAACUGCAGAGACUGCCUUUCUACGACAUGCUGGAUGAGCUCAUCAAACCCACCAGCCUGGCCUCGGACAACAGCCAGCGGUUUCAGGAAACGUGUUUUGCGUUUGCGUUAACACCUCAGCAAGUGCAGCAGAUCAGUAGCUCAAUGGACAUCUCUGGGACCAAAUGCGACUUUACCGUCCAGGUGCAGCUAAGGUUUUGUUUAUCAGAGACAAGCUGUCCUCAGGAAGAUCACUUUCCUCCCAACCUGUGUGUGAAAGUCAACAGUAAACCCUGCAACCUCCCGGGGUAUCUCCCUCCCACCAAAAAUGGAGUUGAGCCAAAGCGACCGAGCAGGCCCAUCAACAUUACCUCACUGGUCCGAUUGUCCACAACAGUCGCCAACACCAUCGUGGUGUCGUGGACAUCUGAAAUCGGAAGGAGCUACUCCAUGGCAGUGUACCUGGUGAAGCAACAGUCCUCCACAGUGUUGCUGCAGAGACUACGGGCCAAAGGCAUCCGCAACCCUGACCACUCCAGAGCACUCAUCAAAGAGAAGCUGACUGCAGACCCCGACAGUGAAAUUGCCACCACCAGCCUGCGAGUGUCCCUGCUCUGUCCGCUGGGGAAGAUGCGUCUGAUGAUUCCGUGCAGAGCGCUCACCUGCUCACACCUGCAGUGCUUCGACGCCACACUCUACAUCCAGAUGAAUGAGAAGAAGCCCACAUGGGUGUGUCCCGUCUGCGACAAGAAGGCUCCCUACGAGCACCUCAUCAUCGACGGGUUGUUCAUGGAGAUCCUGAACAGCUGUGUGGACUGUGAUGAGAUCCAAUUCAAAGAGGAUGGAAGCUGGGCACCCAUGAGGUCGAAGAAAGAAGUCCAGGAGGUCUCUGCCCCCUACAACGGCUUGGAAGGGGCGUGUCGGCCAGCCGCGUCGGAGCACAGGAGUAACUCCUCCGGGGGCAGCGGGAGCGGCCGCAAGGUGGAGGUGAUCGACCUGACGCUGGACAGCUCCUCUGAGGACGAGGACGACGAGCCGCCCCCGCCGAAGAGGGCCUGUCCCUCCCUGUCCCCCGCCUCGCCGCCUAUCAGCAAGGGGGUGUUGAAUCUGCACCCGCAGGCGUCUCCCGUGGCUCGAACUCCCAGCAUGCCCCCCGUGGACACCAACUACAUCCCUCCGCCUCCCCCCCUCAUCCAGGACUAUCGCCACUACUAUCACACACCUAAUGACCUAUCAGACCUGAAUUUCUUCUCGUUUUUACAAGGUGACAAUCAUCAGCAUUAUAACAUGGUGAUGGCGGCGGCGGCCGCUGCCUCGGCCUCCGAGGACCACGACCUCCUGCUGAACCGCUUCCUGCCGUACGGCUCCUCCCAGCUGUUCCUGGAUCAGCCGAGCACGCCUGUGAGCAGCGCCCUGGCCUCGGCCAGCGGCGGGAGCAGCAGCAGCAGCCUGCGCGACGGCCACGCCCAUCCCGCCGCCUCCCGGGCCUCCGCCGAGGCCGCCGCGGUGGCGGCCGCCGCCCUGUACGGCUCCAUCCCCGACGUCAUCUCGCUGGACUGACCGGCGCGGCGCCCUGCCACGCCCACACAAAACAAACUCACACCCGACAGAAAAGAAGAGGCAAGGAAGUAAGGUCUUUUUUAAAAAAAAGAAAUACAAACAGACAAAAAAACGUCAUAUAAGAACGAUGCUGUGUACAGAGAACAAAAAUAUAUUUUCAGUUUUACUUUUGUAUAUAAACCUAGGACCUGCCUGUCCAGUGAGCGACUUCAGUUGAUAUUUUUUUCUGGAAACUGAAGAGUUUUUCACAGCUCUACAUUUCUGUGUUCCCCUGAUUAUAUUACCCCUUUUAUAUUUCUUUUCUGCUUUUAUUUGAUUUGAUUUUAUUUGACUUGAUUUUAUCCAGAUGUUCCACAUAGAUGGCAUUAUUUUAUCGGCAGUAAUAUUGUUAAUCGAUCUCUCCUCUACAUUGAAAUCAUGGUAGAAGCCUCUCCUCUCAGAAGGGUGAGCGCUGAGUGGCUAAUGAAGGGUUAAUCGUGUUACUUACCGUUUUGAUUUGCGUAAAUUAUCGGAGCUGUUUAAAUGCAUUCCCUCCACUGUUUCUGGACGCAGGGAUGGGGAGUGGGGUGAAGGACACAGCGGCCCAUUUCUGCUCUCUCUCUCUCUCUGUCUCUCUCUCACAC